Molecule: messenger RNA, 3024 nt
Organism: Pocillopora verrucosa
Lineage: Eukaryota; Metazoa; Cnidaria; Anthozoa; Scleractinia; Pocilloporidae
Product: solute carrier family 15 member 4
Biological process (GO): oligopeptide transport; transmembrane transport
Cellular component (GO): membrane
Molecular function (GO): transmembrane transporter activity
Source: RefSeq, a predicted model, not a curated record
AUUCCUAGGAAUUCCUAGGAAUUCCUACCAAUUCCCAGGAAACUGGGAAUUCAGUUUGCAAGGGAAGAAUUAUCAAAAGUCUAAUACGUAGCUACGAAGUUGACCUUAAGCUAUAUAUUAACCGCACGAGUGACUGGAGGAACGCAUAUCUUUGCCAUGAGAAAUAAGAAAGAUCCAGAGCUGGAGCCUAUCUUUGGUGGGGCCAGCAGAAGUAAUGCAUUAGCAGACUCUCAUCCUGAGCACAUUGGAAGAAGAACCAGGAUCUUGUUGGUGGUGUGCAUUUUAUUUACAGAGCUAUGUGAACGUCUCACAUUUUAUGGUAUUGUGGCAAACCUUGUGUUGUACUGCAGAGACUACUUGAAGCUUGAGGCUCCAUUGCCCAGCAGUAUCAGUCUUGCAUUUCAAGGCACCUCAUUUUUUUCACCUGUGAUCGGUGGCUGGGUGGCAGAUACUUUUCUAGGGCGUUACAACACCAUAUAUGGAAGCUCUUUGCUUUAUGUGGUUGGUGCCAUUGUUCUGGGUGCUGCGACAUUCGACUAUGGUGCCAUAUAUGGACUGAGCACCGGAAGUAAAGAGGCAUUCUUGGGAAUUGCGUUACUUCUCAUUUCUGUCGGAACCGGUGGAAUCAAAGCCAAUGUAUCCCCUUUAGGGGCAGAUCAGAUCGAGAAUGAAGGGCCCAUAAUUGUCCAGCGGUUCUUCGACUGGUUUUACUGGUUCAUUCAGUUAGGAUCUUUUUUAGCUUACACCGCAGUCGUUUCGGUGCAGCAAGAGGUGUCGUUCUUCUAUGGUUACGUCAUAACCGCUCUGUCAAUGUUCUUGGCAGUCAUAUUAUUCGUAAGUGGUAGAAAAUACUACAUUACUCAUGAGCAUAAAGGAAGUUACCUAUCUGAAACACUGAAGAUAAUAUGUCAGGGAUUAAAGAAGAUUCGAUGUCGGAGAAGCGCGCAAGUUGGGUCCCACUGGCUAGACCGGGCUAAAGAGAGUCUGGGAGGAACUUACAAAGAUCAAAGAGUCGAAGAUGUCAAGUCAGUGCUGAAAAUAGUUCCAAUAUUUCUUACAUUUAUCUUAUACUGGACGAUUUAUGGACAGGGCCAAACAAGCUACCUCCUUCAAGGUUCUUUCAUGAAACUCAAACUGUCCGAGCACUUUACAAUGCCGGCGGCCUCUCUGUAUCUCUUCGAGAUCACCAUGCUAUUAAUCCUCAUACCGAUUGUGGAUCGCAUUAUUUACCCAUCCCUCCGUUACUUCGGCAUCGACUUCACCCCCCUGAAGAAAAUGGGUGUCGGAAUGUUGUUUGCCAUGGGGUCUGUCCUCAUGGCAGGGUUUAUGGAGAUCGAAAGAAAAAAAUACAUCGACACACAUGGUUAUUUUAAACAGCAUCCGUUCGAUACUCCAGUAAAUGCCUCACAAAUGAACAUCUUUUAUCAAGUCCCUCAAUACGUGCUCCAGGGAACUGGGGAAGUACUGACUUCGAUUCCAGGGCUGGCAUUUGCUUACUCCCAGUCCCCUCUCUAUCUUCGUGGAGUGAUCAUGGGCCUUAACCUGGCCACCAUUGGAAUAGGCUUCUAUGUUGCUGGGGCUCUGGCAGCGAUAGCGAAAAAUGCUAGUGACGGCUCUUGGUACCCGCAGGAUUUGAACGCGGGCAAACUAGAAAACUAUUUCUUUUUCCUCGCUGCUGUGAUGUUCGCGAAUUUCCUCCUUUUUGUUUUCCUUGCUAGAAAGUACGAAUACGUUGAAUCCCCAAAUACUGUCACAGUUCAAGAGGAUCAUGGGCAAUCACUAAUUAAUACCUCGACAUCUAAUUUAGAAAAAGUUUAAGAUGCUGUCGGUGAGAGUUGCCUUAGCUGCGUUUGUUUUUCUUCUACCAAAUACGAGCUCGUUGGAUUUUAAAACACAAGUUUCUUUGAGAGUUGCUCCUUUUAUGCAAAUACCAUGGAAAUAUUUGAGGGAAGAGCACUUUACCAUCUUCCUAAAGUUAUUUUGCCAAAGAGGCUUUCGGAAGUCUUUAGAUCAAGAACUUUUACCGCUUUUGUUCUCGAGCUGACCAAAAGAUAGGCAAGCAACAAGGGAUUUUUUACUACAUGUUAACUGAUUUUCCUGGACUGGGCAGUCAGAUAUUAUUGAGUAAUACCUUUUAUCUCUUAAUUUUAUUUGGCUGCCAAACUGUCCGAUAGCAAGCAGCUUCUAAUCAGAUCAGACAGUUCUGGUGAAGCAUCAAAAAAAUUAAGCGAUUAAAAGGGCUGUUAAGAACAAUCAAUUUUUAGAAUUUUUUUCGCAUACGUAGUUGAGGAUAUGAUAGGUUUUAAAAUGGUUCAUGGCAAACCUGUUUUUUCAACGGUUUGUUUUAGCCGCUUUUUUCCUGAUUCAGCUGGUACUCUUUACAGAGAAAGGGACUCAAUUGUUCAGAGUUGCAAUGAUACCUAGUUGAAUUCAGAUAACUCAGUGACUUGAGGGAAAUGUCAGAAUUUUAAUAAUAUGUAUUUGAAGGACAAUCAAAAACGAAUAUUGCGAAGUCACAAGAAAAAUAUAGAUAACUGGUGGAAAUGGUGAAUAUGUUAUUGUACGGCAGACGAAAAUUAAUAUUUAUAAAAAUUGAUAUACAAAAUUAUUACAUUUUUUAAAUACAAAGCCGUUAGUUUUUCAUGAAAUUAAGUCUGUCUCUGAAUACCAUGAGAGAACAAGAUAGAGAGGAACAUCCCUAGGAGUGAUAAGUAUCUAAAUUCUCCCAGCAGUAUCACCCCUGAAUCAAACAUUAGGGUCAUGAGAAUAAAAAAAGAAAGAUAUCUAACUUAAGAAGCUCUUGAUUGUUAAGCAAAUUCUCUUUUGCACCUUAGCAAACCUAUAUAGAACAGUGCGGAGAACUUGGAAACCAAUUUCGGGAUGUAAAGGGCUAAGUAAAAUGUAGCUAUGUCGAAUACUUAAAACGUUUACCCAAUGCGGCAUUUGUGAACCUUUUUUUGAAGAGAGAUAGGUGGGGGCAGCAAAACCUUAUCUGAACAACCGAUAAAAACUGAACGAAACUGA